AUGUGUCCUUUGUUUAUCCUGUUGCUGCUGCAUGUAAGUAGUUCUUGGGCACAGUUUGGAGAGUACUGCCAUGGAUGGAUGGACAAUUAUGGAAGUUGGCACCCAGGGUUUCAGUGCCCAGAAAGAUAUGAUCAUGUAGAAUCUACCUACUGCUGUGGGUCUUGCAAUCUAAGGUACUGCUGUACUGCCAGUGAGGCCAGGCUGGACCAAGGACUCUGUCCUAGUGAGGAGCAGGAAGAUCUACUCAAGGAAGGAGUGUCGGCUGUAGAGAUGCCAGCUGCAGUGCCCACAUACCUGCCCUUUCUUCUGGUUGGCACCAUAUUUGUGAGCUUCGUCAUUGUGGGUGCUCUUGUGGGAGUAUGCUGUUGCAGAUGUCUUAAACCUGAAGAAGAAACCCAGAUCAAUGGGCCUGCUCCCCAAAGCCGACUCUUGGAGACCGAACCAUCUACUGAUGUCUCAAGACACUCAAGCUCCAGCUCAAACUCUGCCCCCCGUGCAUCGCUUAGUGCUCGUCCUCAAAACCUCUGUGGUCUGGGAGCCGAAAAUAUCAAUUUGUAUAUGAACAUGCCACAAGCAUUUCCAGUCAUGGGCUGCCCGCCAAAUGCACAGUUUAUGCACACUGCGCAAUCGGCCGCUCCUUUCUUACAGCCACAGUUUAUUAACUAUGCUGUGCCAGGGGAGCACACCAUAUUAAUGGCACCAGCUUCUUACAUUGAUGCCAGAAACCUUUACCCACAAUCUACAAGCUACCCCCAAUCUACAAACUACCUUCCACUCGCCCACCAUACUGACCAGGUUGUGAUAGAUGAAUCCCCUUCUAAGUGUUGAGCCCACUGGGGAGGUUUUAUUGUUUUACUAGAUGAGACUCAAAGGACAGUAACAGGACCUAGUUUGGUACUAUGCCGGGUAAAAUAAGCUUUUAUGGAAAUGACACAAUAUCUGGUGUAAAUGCUACGUCUCUUAUGUUUUUAGUAAUGUUUGUGACAGAUGACUUGUGCUGUGAGGCCGCGUCCACCUUCCCACCAACCCAAGUCCUCCAUG
Messenger RNA from Hyla sarda, 1041 nucleotides. Its product is annotated as protein shisa-1-like. The transcript is spliced from 2 exons. The coding region runs from base 1 to 828 and encodes 275 amino acids. The record is from RefSeq and is a predicted model, not a curated record. Lineage: Eukaryota; Metazoa; Chordata; Amphibia; Anura; Hylidae.